AUGUAAAAAAUUGAAAAUUCUUAAUAUUAAGGUUACAAAAUGAAAAACGAUAUUUCAAUAUAAAAAGGAUUUCUCUAUUUUGAUGAUAAUAACUCAUUAUUUUCACCCAGGUCAAAUAUAGACUAUAGAAUUAAUACUGAAGAUUCUGUAGAGUAGUUUAAUGAGAUGCAAGACUACCCAAUUUUAAGUUAAUAAUCAUUUGACAGUAACUAAAGCAAAGAUAUAAUCCAAAAAGGUGGCAAAUUACCAAAGAGAAAAUUUACUAAAAAAAUGUGCCUAAGCCUUGCUACUCCAUAUUCAUUCAAAGAAAAUAAUAAUAGUAACUGGCCCUUAAGAAAUAAUAGUGGUACUUAAUUAAUUAAUAAUGAAAUGAAUUGCUAUUUUAACUCUACUAAUAAAUUUAUUUAGCAAUAGCAAAUAUAUUAGCAACAACCAUAUUUGGCACCGCAAACAAGUACUUCACUAAAUUAAGCUUAAUCUAAUCUAAAAAAACCUAUAUAAUAAUCAAUUUUCUAUAAAAAUGAAAACUCAUCUUCAAUGUUAUACGAUUGUAACGACAAAAAGGAGUUUUUUAGAGCAAUAAAGUUUAAUUUAUUCAACAAAAAAAGAAAUAGCGGUAUAAUUUCAAACAGCUCUUAAGUGAAUAUAAUCUAGCAGUAGAAUAGCUAAUAAAAUAUGAAAAAAUAUAUCUCAACCAAUGAAACACUUUCUGAAAAAAAAAAUUUAUAGAAUAGAGCACCCAUUUUAGUAUAACAAAAUGAUAUAGAUAGUCCUUAAAGCUGUGAAAAAAUAGCAAAUAAUAAUAAGCAAAUUCAAUACUUUUAAAAUUCUUCUAGCAAACCUUUAAACCUACCUAGUUCUAAUUUUAACCAAAUUUAAAAAUAAGCAAAUUAACUCAUCAUACCAAACGAAUUUUUGACACCUCAAAGCCGAAUAAAAAACUCAUAAUCAAGUAGAGUUUUAGCUACAAGCACAUUUAGUGAUUCAAUUGAAUCUUAAACAUAAACUUAAAAUAAAAAUACUCCUCUAACACAAAAAGAUAAAAAAAACAAUGAUCGAAUAUAAAAAAUAAUGAGCUUCAAUUUAGCAAAAGAAAUGAAUAAAAUAGUCUCCAAAAUUAAAUAGUAGAGAUAAAAAGAAUAAAAUCCUUCAAUUUUAAAACUGCCAUCAAUUAAAUCCUCUUAGUCUCUACAAAAAGAGAAGUAAACUUGCUAGAGUUAGGCAAAUUUAGAGUUAAACGAGAUAUAAUUUCCCAUUUACAAUUCCACAAGCAAUUUAUCUAAUCUAAGUAAGCAAAUAUAAAUUUUAGGAACAAAAAAAAAGUAAGUGCACUUUAUAAUAGAUGAGAUAGACUAAUGUUGA
Messenger RNA from Tetrahymena thermophila SB210, 1362 nucleotides. RefSeq lists its product as hypothetical. The transcript has 2 exons. Lineage: Eukaryota; Ciliophora; Oligohymenophorea; Hymenostomatida; Tetrahymenidae. The record is from RefSeq and is a predicted model, not a curated record.